Hyaloperonospora brassicae is the source of this 1182-nucleotide messenger RNA. The record is from the annotation of a GenBank genome assembly. NCBI's taxonomy places the organism in Eukaryota, Oomycota, Peronosporomycetes, Peronosporales, Peronosporaceae.
AUGGAGGCCGCCGCGUCGACUUGCGCCCCGCAAGAGCAGUGCCGCCGCUCGCCCGCGUCCCUCCGCCACGCGCGCCCCUACCGCACCUCAAGCAGCAGCAGCCUCAGCGUCUCCGCCUGUAGCAUUAGCAGCAUCGUGAGCAACUACCCGCUGUCGAACGGGCCGCUGUCGUCUUGCUGGGGGGAUCAGACCUAUGAAGAUUAUGAGGUGGUGUUUACCGAAGACAAGUUGGGGUUGACGCUCAAGAGCUACGAGCACGUGGACCCUCUGGGCCAUCGCAUUCCCGUGACGAUCGUCAAGUCUACGAUCUUUAGCGUCGGUCAAGUGUCGCACCCCAUUCGCGAAGGAGACGCCCUGCAGUCCGUGAAUGGAGAGAGCAUUGCCAACCUGCAGUUUCAGGAUGUGUUGCGGAUUCUCAAGACAGCACCACGCCCGAUUCGUCUACGGUUUCGCACGAGAUCGAUAACGCGUCGACCGUCGGGGGCUGAGCAGCAGGAGGUGUAUGCAAGACGGUCUAGCACGGGCAGCAUGGACAGCGAUUUUCGUGUACCCUUUGUGGCUGGCGCUUGGUUGUUUCCAGAGCGACCCGGGCUGGAAGAAGAUCGGGACGAUUCAGACAGUCAGGACGCUGUCGUGUCGGAAAGCUUUGGUGACGCCGAUAGUGCGCGAUCGACAACGAACAGCUCAGUGAUUACCGAGUUUGCAGACAUGAAAUCGACGUCGAGUCGGCAGUCGUCACGCUUGGCUGCGUUUCUGCGCAAACCCUUUCGUCGCGACGACGGGUUCGAUGGCGCAUGGUGGGAACCGCGUUCCAGUGCUGUGCCGGCUUGUCCUCGUACUGCGAUUUGGCUGGAUUCGCCGCUAAAGGCUGCGCUUCUUGUGCGCUGGUAUGUGCAUGCGAAAGCCGUUUCGUACCACCUGCAGUUUUCCCGCGACUGGACGAUGAAAGUGUGGAAGAAUUGGUCGGGUCGACCUGUGCCAGCAAGCGACAGCGACUGCGAAAUGGUCACAACGAUCUUUGGUCUCGACUACUCGAAGAGCUACGUAGUGCGUGUCCGCUAUGAGCUCAGUGGCGGUCACGGCCCCGGCGAGUGGAGCACAUCAAGUACACCUGUUGCAACCGUUAGUCAUGUUGACGCUAUGCACUAUCGAAUUGCGCAGUCGAGGGCCCGACGUAGGUGA